AUGGAAAUGGAAAUGGAGCAGCAGCAGCAGCCGCAACACCAACACCAACAACUCCCUCACCACCAAACUCCUCAGGCUCAGGCUCAGGCUCAGGCUCAAGCUCAGACCCAGACCCAGGCGCAGAGUCAGAAUCACAUGCGGCUCCCACCUCCCGUCGAUUUUGACUUCAACAGCAUCGGCAACGGCAACCCAUCGCAUAGCGCCAUAGACCCCAUAUUUCACAAGUCUCUCCAGCAAUUUCAACCGCCGCCCGACCAACCGCAUUCCUCGUCCUUGACGCUGUCUCCGCCGUACACCAACCCCAGCGCGAGCCCCUUCUACGCCUCGAGCGCCGCCAACAGCAACAACCACCACCCCCACCGCCAUUCGAAGUCGUCCUCCCUGUCCCCUCGGCCCCUCAGUCAACUCCCAGCCUACUCGCCGCCCUCGUACGCAUUCGCCCAGCAUAACCACGACCCUACGACCUUGAGCUUCCCACAGCCCCCUUCCAACGAACUUGCGCCUCUGCAGUUAAACGCCAGCAGCGACCACGGCGUGAACUCUUUACCCUCGCUGGCCUAUCUGGCAGGCCCGCCGACGUCGGCCUCCCUCAGGUUCUCGUCAUCAACAGGAGCAAGCGACACAUCCUUCUCACCUCCCGCACGACCACGGCCGUGGCCCUCUGGGAACCCGUACUCGGCGUAUUAUACAGGAAAUAAUGUCCAGUCGGCUGGCUCGCCUGCGAAGAUGGAUCUCGACAGCUUGAGCAGUGGUACGAGGGGGCCCUUGAGCCCAGAGCCCGUAGGUGGUCGAGCAAGUAGUGUUAGUCUGGACGAUCCGGACGUGCGAAUGGCAGCCGAGGCCCUCGGGGACCUCAAGGCCGAUUUCGUCUCGUCUCCCCAGAACAAGAAUACCCCAAUGCCCAACUCGCCCUCGAAUAUGUUUGGCACGCCUGGUCCGCCCGAGCCGCUCUUGUCGCUCGUCAUGACGUCGGGCUCUGUACUCGCGAAGCCAAUCGAGGGCACCGUCUCCGCAUAUAACACGACCAAGAACUUUUCUCCCGGGUUUAUCAAAACACCUGUUGACUACAUCGAGGGCGUCGUCGGCUCCGGCCUUCAUCUCACCGGUAUAGAAGGCGGCGUUAGGUGGUUCUUUCGCGGUAAGGGUCGCCAUCAGUCGUCCGGGGACCUGGAGACGGGCGAGAAGAGCCACAAGCGGAGAAAAGUUGGCAGCAGGGGUAAUUCGACUUCCGCCCCGCGGCGGGAUUCUGGGGUUCCUGCCUACAACAGUACAAAUGGUGCAGAUACGCAAGGCCAGAUGGACCCUUACGGCUUCACCACCAAGGAUCGGAGGCUCUCCAUGAGCACGGUCGACACAUUGCCGGCAUAUGACGACGCUCGGAGCCCGGCCUAUACAGAGGACGCAGGUGCAGUUCAAAAUGAGAAAUCAGAACCGACAACCUCGAGACCGUCAUCUACGACCCCUACGGCGUGGCAGUCCCGGCUCAUCAUGUCCACCUCUGGGCUAAGCAUUGCUAUGAGUGAGGAAAGCCUGCGCAGCCUCAAGUACUGUCUAGGCUGGUUGCGAUGGGCCAACGACCACAUCGGCAGGGUGAUCAGCGCCCUCAAAGAUGCGUUGGACAAAUAUGAGAGCCACCCUCAAUUGGAGGACCACGCCAUGAACGACGCGGCAGGCACGUCUGCAGUACGGGACGACGAACAGGCGCGACGCGCCAUUGGAGCGCGGAUCGAUGCUCUGCGAUCAGAAGUUCUCAAGACACUGCAAGGUGUUAUCGAGACUGUGUCCAAGUACGCAGGCGGCGCACUCCCAGACAACGCACGAGCGCUGGUCCGGAGACACCUCACCUCUCUGCCGCAGCGGUUCCGCAUCGCUACACAAGAGUCGGGCAGCAAUGCCAACAGCAACCAGGCCUCGUCAUCUGAGGAGGGCAAGGAGCAGGAGGUCCGUGAUGGCGCCCAGCGGGUGCUGGUCCUAGCCAAGGAAGGACUGGACAUGAUGGCGCAGGUGAGCGGCGUGCUCGACGGCACAAUCGUCAGCGCUGAAGAGUGGUGUGACCGGCUCGGCAGGAAGAAGAGGGAUGAGAACCAGCCAACGGAGGGCCAUGGGGAAGAGCAGAAUCAGGACCAGCAUCAGCAACAGCAGCAGCCACAGACUGUCCCGUUCGCUGGGGUCGGUUUCGAUGGUGAUGUCAAGAUGGGCUGA
Messenger RNA from Diaporthe citri, 2202 nucleotides. RefSeq lists its product as uncharacterized. NCBI's taxonomy places the organism in Eukaryota, Fungi, Ascomycota, Sordariomycetes, Diaporthales, Diaporthaceae. The transcript has 2 exons. Gene Ontology annotation, biological process: phospholipid biosynthetic process; regulation of transcription by RNA polymerase II; endoplasmic reticulum unfolded protein response. Gene Ontology annotation, cellular component: endoplasmic reticulum; nucleus. The coding region runs from base 1 to 2202 and encodes 733 amino acids. The record is from RefSeq and is a predicted model, not a curated record. Gene Ontology annotation, molecular function: transcription corepressor activity.